Molecule: messenger RNA, 471 nt
Organism: Adineta steineri
Lineage: Eukaryota; Metazoa; Rotifera; Eurotatoria; Adinetida; Adinetidae
Source: the annotation of a GenBank genome assembly
AUGACGGAUAAUGAAUCUUUAAAAUCAUCAAUAUCGAAUCGUUCAACAUCGUUUAUUAGAAAUACUUCAACUAAACCACGUACAGAUUCAUUCAUAUUUCCUAAUGGUGAUCGAUAUGAUGGUGAAUAUACUGUUACUGAAGAAGCACAAAUAAUGCGUCAUGGUCAGGGCAAACAUACAAGUGCUGAUCAACAACUUAUUUAUGAAGGUACAUGGAAAAAUGAUAAAAUGCAUGGAACAGGACGAUUAAUAUAUGGAAAUGGAACAUCAUAUGAUGGAGAAUUUCAAUCAAAUUAUUUUGAAGGUUUGGGUACAUAUGCAUGGCCAGACGGAGGACAAUAUACAGGUUUAUGGAAAGGUUCCAAACCCAUAGGUAAAGCAGAAUAUACAGGACCUAAAUUAGGCGUACCAUUUGUUGGUAUAGCUAAUGGACAACAAACACAUAUGCGAUAUAAAGUGUCUUCUUUGUAA